Messenger RNA from Cadophora gregata, 6864 nucleotides. It is a transcript of the gene FAS1, whose product is annotated as beta subunit of fatty acid synthetase. Gene Ontology annotation, cellular component: fatty acid synthase complex. The transcript has 2 exons. The coding region runs from base 401 to 6688 and encodes 2095 amino acids. Gene Ontology annotation, molecular function: enoyl-[acyl-carrier-protein] reductase (NADH) activity; [acyl-carrier-protein] S-acetyltransferase activity; fatty acid synthase activity. The record is from RefSeq and is a predicted model, not a curated record. Gene Ontology annotation, biological process: long-chain fatty acid biosynthetic process. Lineage: Eukaryota; Fungi; Ascomycota; Leotiomycetes; Helotiales; Ploettnerulaceae.
AGAGCAGGCAAGCUGCAAGGACGAACGGACACACCACUUCUUCUUCCGCUCACAGAUAUCGUCAAUUGAUCCCCCCUCCAUACUUGCAGCAGCUCUUCUCCUCUGCUUCACUCAAUCCUCCCUUCCUUCCAUCUCUCUGCCACAUCAUACAUAGAACGCUCUUUCCUUAUUUACAGCGUUAGCACAGUACUAUUUGUUGAUCCGACAUCUCUCCCUUCGCUGCUCCCCGGCAGCUUCAAUUUCGUGUCCUUCCACUCCUGCUCUUUGCUGAGUUUCUGGAGAUCAUAGAAUAGGUCAGUUCUGCAUUGCGAGCAAUCCCAGGUUCCUCCAAAAUCUACAAGUACUGACUGCUGCAAACACAGACAGUACUGGAAAUACCCCCCCUAAGUAAUCUCCCACCAUGUACGGAACCUCAACAGGCCCUCAAACGGGCGUGUCGACCCCACGAUCCUCAUCCUCCCUCCGCCCUCUCGUCCUCUCACACGGCUCUCUCGAGCAUUCCUUCUUAAUACCCACGAAUCUCCAUUUCCACGCCUCACAGAUCAAGGAGCGUUUUCUCGCUUCCCUGCCCGCCCCAACAGACGAAUUAGCGCAAGACGAUGAGCCAUCAUCGGUAGCAGAACUCGUAGCUCGAUACCUUGGAUUUGUUGCGCAAGAUGUUGACGAGGGGGAAGACGAUGCGCAGGGCUCAUACGAGGAUGUUCUGAAGCUCGUCAUCAACGAGUUCGAAAGAGCGUUCUUGCGAGGAAACGAAGUCCAUGCUUUGGCCGCCACUCUUCCUGGAAUCAAUGCCAAGAAGCUCGAGGUUGUGCGAAGUUACUAUGCCGCUCGUGCAGCCUCUGGACGAGCUAUCAAGCCCCAUGAAUCAGCUCUUUCCCGCGCGGCUGAUGAGACUGCUACCAUUUACAGCAUUUUCGGCGGUCAAGGGAACAUCGAGGAGUACUUCGACGAGCUCCGCGAGCUCUACCAGACAUACCCCUCAUUUGUGGAGGAAUUGAUUGUUUCUGCGGCAGAGCUUCUGCAAACUUUGUCAAGAGAUCCAAGAGCCGAGAAGCUAUAUUCAAAAGGUCUGGAUGUUAUGACCUGGCUCCACGACCCAGAGUCAACUCCAGACGUGGAUUACAUGGUGUCUGCACCUGUCAGUUUCCCUCUGAUCGGUCUUGUUCAGCUCGCCCACUAUGCAGUUACCUGCAAAGUUCUGGGUCUUACUCCAGGACAAUUCCGUGAGAGAAUUAGCGGAAGCACUGGUCACUCGCAAGGAAUUGUGUUAGCCGCUGCAACAGCUGCCGCAGAUUCAUGGGAAUCUUUUGACGAAAUUGCCAUCUCCUCAUUGACCAUUCUCUUCUGGAUUGGAUCCCGCAGUCAGCAAACCUACCCAAGAACUUCUUUGGCUCCAUCUAUUUUGCAAGACUCGAUCGACAAUGGCGAGGGUAUGCCGACACCCAUGUUGAGCAUUCGAGAUCUGUCACAAGCCCAAGUUCAACAGCACAUUGAUGCAACAAACCAAUACCUUCCGGAAGAUCGGCACAUUUCCAUCUCUCUGAUAAAUAGCGCUCGCAAUAUGGUUGUGACUGGACCACCGAUUUCCCUUUACGGUCUGAAUUUGCAGCUCCGAAAAGUCAAGGCGCCAACCGGCCUUGACCAGACCAGAAUUCCGUUCACGGAGCGAAAGAGUCGAUUUGUCAACAGAUUCUUGCCUAUCACAUCUCCUUUCCACAGCAAGUAUCUCGCCGAAGCCACCGCCCACAUCGAUGAGGAUCUCAAGGAUAUACAGAUUCUCAGUAAGUCGCUUGCAAUCCCCGUGUUCAGUACCAAUACUGGGAAGGAUAUUCGGGAAGAGGUCAGCGGCAAUAUUGUCCCGACUCUGACCCGAAUGAUCACCCAUGAUGCUGUCAACUGGGAGAAAGCUACUGUCUUCCCUGGCGCCACCCACAUUCUCGACUUUGGCCCUGGUGGGAUUUCUGGACUUGGUGUCUUGACCAGCCGCAACAAGGACGGAACUGGUGUCCGCGUCAUCCUGGUCGGCUCUAUCGAUGGCACCGUCCCAGAAGUUGGCUACAAGCCUGAGCUCUUCGAUCGUGACGAAGAACAUGCUGUGAAGUACAAUGUGGAUUGGGUUAAAGAGCACGGUCCACGCCUGAUCAAGACCUCCACCGGAGAGACCUAUGUUGAUACCAAAAUGAGUCGACUUUUAGGUGUUCCUCCUGUCAUGGUUGCCGGUAUGACCCCAUGUACCGUACCCUGGGACUUUGUUGCAGCAACCAUGAACGCUGGUUACCAGAUCGAACUGGCUGGAGGCGGUUACUACAAUGCUAAGACUAUGACCGAGGCGUUGAAGAAGAUUGAAAAAGAUAUUCCUGCAGGGCGGGGUAUUACAAUCAACUUGAUCUACAUCAACCCCCGCGCCAUGCAAUGGCAAAUUCCUCUUGUUGCUCAGCUCCGUGCCGAAGGUGUGCCGAUCGAAGGUUUGACCAUUGGGGCUGGUGUUCCCUCCAUCGAAGUCGCCACUGAGUACAUCGAAACCCUUGGAUUGAAGCAUAUUGCAUUCAAGCCCGGAUCUGGCGAGGCUAUCCAGGCUGUCAUUAACAUUGCCAAGGCAAACCCAACCUUCCCAGUUAUCUUGCAAUGGACUGGUGGACGUGGUGGCGGACAUCACUCUUUCGAGGAUUUCCAUCAGCCAAUUCUUCAGAUGUACGGCCGAAUCAGAAGAUGUGACAACAUCAUUCUUGUUGCAGGUAGUGGUUUCGGUGGUUCCGAAGACACUUACCCAUACCUUACUGGUGCUUGGUCAGGCAAGUACGGAUAUCCACCAAUGCCUUUCGAUGGUUGUCUUUUUGGCAGUCGAAUGAUGACUGCUAAAGAGGCACACACCAGCAAGAAUGCCAAGAAGGCCAUCACUGAAGCGGAAGGUCUUGAUGAUGCACAGUGGGAGAAGACAUAUAAAGGCCCGGCUGGUGGUGUUAUCACUGUCAGGUCUGAGAUGGGUGAGCCAAUUCAUAAGCUGGCCACUCGUGGUGUCAAGUUCUGGGCCGAGAUGGAUGCCAAGAUUUUCUCCCUGCCAAAGGAAAAGCGUGUUCCCGAGUUGAAGAAGAACCGUGACUACAUCAUUAAGAAGCUCAAUGAUGAUUUCCAAAAGGUCUGGUUUGGUCGUAACAAGAAUGGCGAGACCGUGGAUCUCGAGGACAUGACCUACGGAGAAGUCGUUCGUCGAAUGGUGGACUUGAUGUAUGUUCAACACGAGUCUCGCUGGAUCGACAAGUCCUACGAAAAGCUCACGGGGGAUUUCAUUCGCCGUGUCGAGGAACGUUUCACUCUCGGUGGAGGAAAGCCUUCUUUACUUCAGAACUACUCCGAGCUGGACAACCCAUACCCAACUGUCAAGAGGAUUCUCGCAGCUUACCCAGAGUGUGAGACCCAAUUGAUCAACGCCCAGGACGUGCAGCACUUCCUGCUCCUCUGCCAACGCCGCGGCCAGAAGCCAACUACUUUCGUGCCAUCUCUCGAUGAGAACUUUGAGUUCUUUUUCAAGAAAGAUUCACUGUGGCAAUCCGAGGAUCUUGAAGCUGUCAUCGACCAAGACGUCGGCCGAACUUGUAUUCUGCAGGGUCCAACUGCCGUCAAGUAUUCGAAGAUCGUAGAUGAGCCCAUCAAACAGAUCUUAGACGGCAUCCACCAUGACCAUAUCAAGGGUCUCACACAAGAGAUCUAUGAUGGCGACGAAUCCAACAUUCCUGUCACUGAAUAUUUCGGCGGGAAGCUCAUUGAUGCUGAGCCAGAACUUGAUGUCGAGGGCCUCACGAUCUCACAAGAUGCCUCCAAAACAACGUACCGACUUUCAUCGGCACCAAGCGCCACCCUUCCAUCUCUCGACUCAUGGUUGACUCUUCUCGCUGGCAACAAGCGAUCAUGGCGUUACGCUCUGUUCGCUUCAGAGGUCUUUGUUCAAGGCAAGAAGUUCCAAACGAACCCAAUGAAGAGAAUCUUUGCUCCUGUCCGUGGCCUCUUUGUCGAGAUUACCAACCCUGACGAGCCUUCGAAGACUGUCAUCACAGUCAAGGAACAACCCAGACCAAACCACUACGUCGAGGUAAUCAAUGCUAAGCUUACUGGCAAGAAUGAGAUUUUGGUCAACAUGAUCAAGGAUACCACCGCUGUUGGCAAACCCGUUUCUCUGCCUCUCAAAUUCACAUACCAUCCCGAGGCGGGAUACGCACCAAUUCGUGAGGUCAUGGAGGGUCGCAACGAUCGUAUCAAGGAGUUCUACUGGCGUGCAUGGUUCGGUAACGAGACUCUUGACCUCGAUGCACCAGUCACGGGAACCUUCAACGGUGGAAAGGCCAAGAUCACCAGCGAGGCGAUCAAUGACUUUGUUCACGCUGUCGGUAACACCGGUGAGGCUUUCGUUGAUCGCCCCGGUAAGGAAGUUCUCGCUCCCAUGGACUUCGCCAUCGUCGUUGGCUGGAAGGCUAUUACUAAGCCAAUCUUCCCCAGAACCAUCGACGGUGACCUUCUUAAACUCGUGCAUCUCUCUAAUGGCUUCCGCAUGUUGCCUGGUGCCGAGCCUUUGAAGAAGAACGAUCAGGUGGAGACCACUGCUCGCAUUAAUGCUGUCAUUAACCAAGCUUCUGGCAAGAUGGUCGAAGUGUGCGGAACAAUUACCCGAGACGGACACCCAGUCAUGGAGGUUACCUCACAGUUCUUGUACCGCGGAGCAUACACCGACUUCGAGAACACCUUCCAACGUAAGACUGAGACGCCAAUGCAAAUCCACCUUGCCACCACCAAGGAUGUCGCGGUUCUCAGAUCCAAGGAAUGGUUCAGUCUUGAUGAGCCGGAUCAGGAACUCCUCGGCCAGACCUUGACCUUCCGUCUUCAGAGUCUGAUCAGAUUCAAGAACGAGUCCGUUUACAGCAGUGUUGAAACCAGAGGUCAAGUGCUGCUUGAGCUGCCAACAAAGGAGAUCAUUCAAGUUGCCAGUGUCGAGUACCAAGCUGGUGUCUCUCACGGUAACCCGGUUAUCGACUACCUGGAGAGACAUGGUUCUUCUAUUGAACAGCCAGUCAACUUCGAGAACGCUAUACCCCUCAGUGGCAAGACUCCACUUCUUCUCAGGGCUCCGGCAUCGAAUGAGACAUAUGCUCGUGUCUCCGGCGACUACAACCCUAUCCACGUUUCCCGGGUCUUCUCAAGCUAUGCAAGCCUGCCAGGAACUAUUACACACGGCAUGUACUCUAGCGCUGCUGUUCGCAGUCUGGUUGAAACCUGGGCUGCUGAAAACAACGUUGGUCGUGUUCGCAGUUUCCAUGCUUCUCUUACUGGCAUGGUCCUUCCUAAUGAUGACAUCGAGGUCAAGCUUCAGCACGUCGGUAUGGUUGCUGGUCGCAAGAUCAUCAAGGUCGAGGCGAGCAACAAGGAGACUGAGGACAAGGUCUUGUUGGGUGAGGCUGAGGUUGAGCAACCAGUUUCGGCAUACGUCUUCACAGGACAAGGUUCUCAAGAGCAGGGUAUGGGUAUGGAGCUUUAUGCCAGCAGCCCUGUGGCGAAGGAGGUAUGGGACAGAGCCGACAAACAUUUCUUGGACAACUAUGGUUUUGCAAUCACAAACAUUGUCAAGAACAACCCCAAGGAGCUUACCAUCUACUUUGGGGGACCUCGUGGUAAGGCGAUUCGCCAGAACUACAUGUCUAUGACAUUCGAGACUGUUGGCUCGGAUGGAUCCACCAAAUCCGAGAAGAUUUUCAAGGAGAUUGAUGAGAGCACCACCUCCUACACCUACCGAUCACCAACCGGUCUCUUGUCUGCUACUCAAUUCACUCAGCCUGCCUUGACUCUCAUGGAAAAGGCAAGUUUCGAAGACAUGCGCUCCAAGGGUCUCGUUCAGAGAGACAGUAGCUUCGCAGGUCAUUCUCUCGGAGAGUACUCUGCUCUUGCUGCUCUGGCUGAUGUCAUGCCCAUUGAGAGUUUGGUCUCCGUUGUCUUCUACAGAGGUCUUACCAUGCAAGUUGCUGUCGAGCGUGACGAGACUGGGCGUUCCAACUACUCCAUGUGUGCUGUCAACCCAAGCAGAAUUUCGAAGACCUUCAACGAGCAGGCUCUUCAAUACGUUGUUGAGAACAUUGCCGAAGAAACCGGAUGGCUUUUGGAGAUUGUCAACUACAACAUCGCCAACAUGCAAUACGUUUGUGCUGGUGAUCUACGUGCUCUCGACACUCUCACAGGUGUCACAAACUAUCUGAAGGCACAGAAGAUCGACAUUCAACAAUUGAUGCAAACCUUGUCUCUUGAGGAUGUCAAGGCUCACCUCGUGGAGAUCAUCCAAGGUUGUGCCAAGCAGACCGAGGAGAAGCCUAAGCCUCUCGAUCUUCAAAGAGGCUUCGCUACCAUCCCCCUCAAGGGUAUCGAUGUGCCUUUCCACUCGACAUUCUUGCGCUCAGGUGUCAAGCCUUUCAGAUCCUUCUUGCUCAAGAAGAUCAACAAGACCACAAUCGAUCCCAGCAAGUUGAUUGGAAAAUACAUUCCCAACGUCACUGCCCGACCAUUCGAGCUUACCAAGGAGUACUUCGAGGAUGUCUACAGACUGACAAACUCACCAAAGAUUGGUGCCAUCUUAGCCAACUGGGAGAAGUAUGAGGAGCCACACACAAACGGAGUGAAUGGCACGAGUGCCACUGCUGUAAACGGCGCAUAGUUGGUGGCUGAUGGAUGAAAAAUGGAUGACGUAGAUGUUCAGAUGGUACGGCGUUUGGGGACUUUGUAGAGAUGCAUGAUUUGUUUGCUUUGCGGUGGAUUCCAAGUAGCGUUUUCUAGUUUUGUAGAGGUUUAAUGGCGAGUACGCUUUAUAGUUCUAGCUGUAUAUUGAAAGAA